AUGUUAGCUGCUUCUCCUCCUCCGUCCAACGCUACAUCCCUGCUCUCAUACCUAGGUCUUCCAGACGACUACCAGCCGUCUCCCGAGACAAAUCCGGUGGACUUUUUGAGCAAACAUUACCGCCAGCUUCCCCCAAACUUGCUAAGCUACUUCUCGGCCAAUACUACCCCAAAGCAGCGAUCAGUCAUCUCAGCCAUCCGGAACAGACGGCUCCAGUAUACAACAUCAAACCCACCAGAGCUUAGUCUCACUUCGGCUAAGGCGACAUGGCCGACCCUGUGGCCCGGGCGUGAACCGCCUGGUCGCGAGCAAGGGGAGGAUGAACGAACCUGGGCAGAGCAAUUCUUCAUGGGCAGUCUGAAACCUCACGUCGGAAAACUGGGCAUGCUGCUCGGUGGAUACGAAGAGGAGCGCGAAGCUGAGCGCGUACGGACGCUUCGUAGAAAACAAGCAGAGGAGCUCGAGUCUUUGCCGGAGGAGGAUGAUAGCUCGGACGAGGAAGAGGAUGAAGAGCCUCCGGAAGAAGAGGAGCCGCCAGAAGAUGUCCAGGCGCUCUUCCUGCGCAAAAUACGGGAGCGCUUCAUCUACGGCUUCUUAGAGUCAAUAGACUAUGAUAAGGUGGAUUGGGAUGAGACAUGGGAUGCAUAUAACGACCGGGAUGUGGAAGAGCGAUGGUUCGAUGACGAAGAGGAGAGCAUCUCGAUGCCUCCCACCGUGCCUGAAUAG
Messenger RNA from Laetiporus sulphureus 93-53, 726 nucleotides. RefSeq lists its product as uncharacterized. Lineage: Eukaryota; Fungi; Basidiomycota; Agaricomycetes; Polyporales; Laetiporaceae. The record is from RefSeq and is a predicted model, not a curated record. The coding region runs from base 1 to 726 and encodes 241 amino acids. The transcript is spliced from 2 exons.